Molecule: messenger RNA, 4289 nt
Organism: Anguilla rostrata (American eel)
Lineage: Eukaryota; Metazoa; Chordata; Actinopteri; Anguilliformes; Anguillidae
Product: B-cell receptor CD22-like
Exons: 5
Coding region: 633-1463 (276 amino acids)
Biological process (GO): cell-cell adhesion
Cellular component (GO): membrane
Source: RefSeq, a predicted model, not a curated record
UACUGUAUUGUAUUGUAUUGUAUUGUAUUGUAUUGUAUUGUACUCCGGCUAGGGCUCUCUCUCUUUGUCAUGGGAGAUCCCCGGUCUCAGACACCUACUGUGGAAAGAAACGCACUUUUAAAUCCUGGAUUGAUUCGUAAUAUCAUCCAGGUGUGUGCCUACUUAACCAGUAGGCGUGGUCCUCUAAUUGCCCUGAGUAAUUGUAGUUUCACGAGGUAUAUGACUCUUUUGGAUAGCUUGGCUGUAGUUAAACUAUUUUCAAUGGGAAGUAAUACAUGGUUUGUCCAACUAUACCUUCAGAGAAGUUUCCCCAACACUGCUCAUUAUUUGUCAUUACAGUUAAACCCUCUAUCCAAUUUAACUGGAAAAUAACUACUAUGGGUCUGUAAAAGUUUCCAUUUUUACCAUCUUCAUGAAACAAAAAAAAAACAAAAACAAAGUACAUAUAUACACGGACAGGCAGACUCAAUGGCACACAUGCACACGCACACACGCACACACACACACACACACACACACACACGCACACAAAAGGAGAAGUGUGAGUUGACGUGUUCUCUGGCGUUCCAACCACAGGCUCAGUGCGCCUCUUGACUCAGCUGUGAAAGGAUCUCAGGAGAAGAGCAGAAGCAAUGAACACAGAAGCACUGAAUGCGUUGGCUCUGGCUGUUGUCCUCCUACCAGGCGUCCUCUCGGAUGGCUGGACCGUGCGCCUCCCCGCCGGACCCAUCAUCGCAGCGCGGGGCUCGACCGUGACCGUCCCCUGUCGGUACGGUUACCCCGACCCGGGCCGGCGCCGCCGGGUGCUUUCGGUCAUGUGGUGCCGGGACCAGGCCCGCUGCAUCACCCCCAGGUACGUGUACCACAGCGCGGGGAUCCUUCCGGAACCGGCCUACCUGGGCCGGGCGGAGUACCUGGGCGACACGGUGAACGACUGCACCCUUAAAAUCAACGGGCUGAGGGCGUCGGACAGCGGGACCUACGUCUUCCGUUUCAUCACCGAUCACCCCGUGGAGAACCUUCCGGACCAGGCGGGCGUCGUCCUGCUCGUAUCCGAUGCUCCCAAGAACACCUCAGUAUCAGUGAGCCCCUCUGGUGAAAUAGUGGAUGGCAGUUCAGUGACUCUGACCUGCAGCAGUGAUGCCAACCCACCAGUGCAGAACUACACCUGGUUUAAGAAGAAUGACACUGGAGUCUGGCAGGCAGGAUCUGGACAGAGUUUGAACUUUUCUAACUUUAGAUCCUGGAACAGAGGACAGUACUACUGUGAGGCACAGAACAGACUUGGAGCUCAGAAUUCUACUGCUGUGUCAAUCAACAUAGAAGUAGGGGAUAGGACAGCGCUUGUAUGGACGGUUGUUGGAAUCACAGUGGCUGUUGCACUUGUUGCUGCUGUUGCGUGUGUGAGAUGGAAGAAGAAAAGUGCACGGAGAGAGAGAGUAGCAGACACACAGGCACUGUAAAAAACGAUUUCCCACCUGGAUAUUCCUGGACCUGGACACCUGGAUCAUGACAACCAUAUCAGCCUUGCGGGAUAAGCAAAGGACAGUUUUCUGUACAUGCUGUAUUUUUUAUGAAACUACAAAGUCAGUAGAUCUGUGCUGAACAGAAGACACAAAGCACAGAUACACACAAUGCAAGUUACAGUCAAUUAGUGUGGACUUCCUGCUAAGUUUAACUCAAUUUCAGUCUUGCUCCAUAUUGUAAUUGGUUAAAAAUAUUGCAGACAUUCCCCACUUAACUGCCAUUAGAUUGUACUUGUGUCUGUGGAAAUUUUUUCAUUUCAUUUCGCAAUCCACAAUAUGUUAAAAUAUAAUUCUGUAAUGUAAAUUCUUCAAUUGAUUCUGUGAUUGGGAUGGCAGGUAUGCCAUCCCGCCAAGUUACGCCUUGGCGGGGGCAUGCCCCAUACCUAUACAGCACUGAGAGUUUGGCACUUUUCAGGGUUCUCCACAGAAAUAACCACAACAGCCACAUACACUCAGCCCUUAAAAACAUUAAAUUCUGUACAUUCUCACCCCAUUUCAACAAACAGAAUUAAUAAACAACUUCACAUAAUAAAGCCCCAAAGUAACGGGAUUUUGCGUUUUCUCCUUCUUCUUCUUCUUCUUCUUCUCAUUCUUCUUCUUAUUUUUCCUGCCGCCUAUCCCACUAACAACAUGUCUCCCCAUUGGAGACUUUACCGACACCAGAAACUUGCAUACACACGCAAAAUACCCAUACCUUUUUAUUCUGAAACAUUUCCACUUUAAACAGCUAGCCUGCCUGUGGCCUAGUGGGCAAGGUUACAGCCUGGGAAUCAUUGGGUCCCAGGUUCAAGCCCAGCUAAGAACACAUUUCUGUAAUCUGCUUUCACCCUCACUAAUAAUUGUCUACUACUUCUCAAUUAUUGCUUUUGCACCAUAUCUACCCACCGUUCACCGAACGUAUACACUGCAUUAUGACGUACCGUCUGCACAUUCAGUUAUUAACCGGCCACAAUAUUGCUAAGCCAUAUGGGUUCAACGGGAGCUCUUCUGUGCUUACUGGCCUGUGUUCUUCUUUAAAACCACGGACAGGUUUGCUAAUGAUAUUUCACGCAUUGCAUAGCUAUGUCAUGGUGCUGCCCCUAACAAAGUGACAGACUGGUAAACCUCCGGUUUGAAAGAAUUGAGGAAAUAUUGGGUAGCAUUGCUUUGGAAUACAUCUUAUUUAAUUUUGGUGAGGCAAGAUAGCCUAUAUUGUUUCUAGUACCGUAACUUGGCGUCAUUUCGAUAUCAAUACUUUUAAUGGCAGGCGUGGAUUUUGGCAGUGUGAAUGAAUGAGUUAUAGACGGUGUAUGUCUUCUAUGUGUGAGUAACUUGGCAUUUUUAUACUUUGAAAACGUGUUUUUUAUGAGAUAUUAUUACUUACUUAGGCCUCAUCACGCCAAGUGGUGCAUAAGGCCUCCACAAGGCCCCUCCAUCUCUUCCGGUCCUGGGCCAAAUGAUUCUGGGACGUAUAGUCCACUAAGUCAACAGACUGUGGCCACUCAAAUGUAGGGAAUGUGGUUAGAUGGCCAGAUGAGGAGACACGAUUUGACCCAGGGUACUUUAACGGCCAUUACCUUUGGAAAAGUGCCGUGGGAACUUCACCGACAGCGAAUCAGGAUCUUGUUUUCACAAUGCACCUGAAGAGCAACAUGUUCACGGUGCCCCAUCACAAUGAUGUCACGUCGAAUUUUAUUUGAUCUGAACAGAAGACUGCCCCCUACUGGCCCUCCAACACCCCUUCAGCUGCAGCCAGUUUUCCUCAAAGGAGGCUGCUGCGUCUGCUGGUGUGUCAUGUGCUCCUGCACUGAAUAUAAGUCACCGAUGGUCUACGGAGUCUGCACGCCUUGUUUCCAAGGCCUAAAUGAGCUGCUGAGUGAAAUCACAAAAACCAGCAGAGUCUGUGGUCGUACAGGGUUAGAGUUUGAGGCCCCUAGCCCCCAAGACAUCUUUUAAAACGUGCUUCAGGGGGAUUUUUUUUUUUUUUGAUGGGAAAUUGAUUAGUCCUCUGACAAUACCGUCAAAUAUUACAACAUUUACAACAUACGAGUUCUUCAGAUAUCUGUUUCUCAAAGUCUGCCUGAAUGUUGCAUUUUGUGAGGGUGUCACUGGGACAUUCUCUCUCAAUCUAAAAGCUAUGCAGAGCUGAAGUAAAAACGCGAGUUUCCAGAUCUCUAUACAAAACUGCUGUCUGUUUCUGCUAGAUUUUCCAUUUUAUAAAGAGCUGUUGGUGGAGGAUUUUUCCCAAAGUACUGUAACCCUGCUGCAACAUGCAUGUUCAUGUAACCCUGCUGCAACAUGCAUGUUCAUGUAACCCUGCUGCAACAUGCAUGUUCAUGUAACCCUGCUGCAUACAUGCUCCUGUGACACCGUUACACGUUUAUAUAACCCUGUUACACACACGCUCAUAACUCAUGUACAUGCGCAUGUAUUCUCUCACAUUGAAUGGGAAGAUUAUAAAGCAGAUUAAUGCAGAUUAUAAUCUCCAAACUCACGUCACUUUUAAAAGCAAGGUCCAAAAUCUUCUAAAACAGUGUUUUAGUUUGACAUUUUACAUUGCCUUGUUGUAUUAACCCCAUUUUUAGUUUCUGUCUGGUUAGCUGUUUGAAAUAAUGCAUCUUUGUAUUUGUUUUCUUUACAUAAAUUGUUUUAUUAUGUCAAUCAAUAAAUUAUGAUUUAUUUGAGCAUUGUAAAGCACUGUGAACCUUGAACCUCUGUUUUGAUAAAGAUUAUCAUUAUUUUCUUUAUACGGCCAUCAUAUUUUGCCUGCAAACCCCCCCCACC